Messenger RNA from Dentiscutata erythropus, 826 nucleotides. The record is from the annotation of a GenBank genome assembly. NCBI's taxonomy places the organism in Eukaryota, Fungi, Glomeromycota, Glomeromycetes, Diversisporales, Gigasporaceae.
CGCUGGAGUCGCUGCUGGAUUUUUAUUAUCUCCGUGGAUGAUUAAAGAAAAGACGGCAAAUCGCGAUAUACCAAAUUAUCUUUUAUUACAAUUUAUUGUUUGUGUAGCGAUUUAUUUAUUUUUGGCAUAUACCUUCAAGUCUUCACCGGAUAUGCACAUAAAUAGGAGAACGAGGUCAUUAUCAACAAGCGAUACUAAUAUCAGUUACUAUUUAAGUGAUAAACUGUUCAUGAUAUUAACAAUAUCAUAUGGGAUUGUUACCGGUGGUGUAUAUGCUCUAAGCACUCUAUUAUCUCAAAUGAUAUUACCCGUGUUUGAGAAAUUUGACGAGUCAACGGUUGGAUUUUUAGGGUUCUUAAUAGUAGUUGCCGGGAUGAUUGGAUCCUUAGUAAUUGGAGUAUAUCUGGAUCGCACUUUGGCUUAUGAAUCUUCUUGUCGGUGGUUAUAUGUUGGAACUAUUAUAACUUUAGGAUUAUUUAAUGUCGCGUUAAAAUAUAAGAUGGCAGAGUUGUUGUUUUUUUCAAGCUUAUUAUUUGGUAUAUUUUCAUUCGCAAUAGCGCCAACGGUAUGCCAAUACGCUACAAUAGUAAUAUCCAAAAGAUUAUCGACCAACGAAAUCACAACUACAGGAAUCUUAAAUGCGUCUGCACAACUCUUUGGUAUUUUAUUAAUUUCGUUGAUGGAUACGUUAGAAAACUUAAAUAAAAAAUUUACAAUGGAGCUUUCGAAUUGGGUUUUGUUUGUGAGUGUAAUCGGUGGAUUUGGGUUGUUGUUUUUGAUUUCACCAACAGAAAAUGAGAGUUAUGAUAGAGUUGAAGAAAACUAG